Brettanomyces bruxellensis is the source of this 246-nucleotide messenger RNA. RefSeq lists its product as uncharacterized. NCBI's taxonomy places the organism in Eukaryota, Fungi, Ascomycota, Pichiomycetes, Pichiales, Pichiaceae. Gene Ontology annotation, biological process: attachment of spindle microtubules to kinetochore. Bases 1 to 246 code for a protein of 81 amino acids. Gene Ontology annotation, cellular component: DASH complex; mitotic spindle. The record is from RefSeq and is a predicted model, not a curated record. The transcript has 2 exons.
AUGUCAGACUCCGAAGACAUUUUUGAGCAUCCCGAGCAUAAAUCUCAAUUGGCUUUAUACAAACGAAUCAUCGAUGAUUUGAAACAAAUUAAUGGGAGCGUGAAGGAUGUCAACAAGGAAUUGUCAAAAGUUAAAAAUACAAAUGAAAGCAUCGCUUUAGUUAACCAGUUAUGGGAAAACUACAAGAAGAGUGCCCAGUUCCAUCUUUCCGAAACCAGGCCUGACGACAGUGCUACCGAAAACUGA